GACGACGUGGAAGAAACCAAGCACGAUGCUAAUAGUAAGGCACAUUUGACUGGCUCCCAGGACCAACCAAGAGAAGAACGACCCCAUCGCCUCAUACAUAUCACAAAAAUCGGUUUUGGAGAAGAAGAACAAGACUCGAAAUCACCAUUCGAAGUUACACAAGAGAAACCGUACCCAAGAAUGGCCAAUUCGAAUUAUUACCACCUCGAAAUCCUCUCCAUUUGUCUCAUCAUCCUCAUCACUGCCUCAGAUAUCUUCGCCCUUGAUCCCUAUAAAAUCCUUGGCGUCUCUCGGAAGGCUGAGUCGGUCGACAUCAGACGUGCUUAUCGAAAACUAAGUAAACGAUGGCAUCCCGACAAAAAUCCGAACAACGAAGAAGCGCACCAAAAAUUCCUAGAGAUCUCAGAAUCCUGGGAAAUCCUAUCAGAUCCCGAGACGAGAGAGAUCUUCGACAAGAGGGGCGAGGAAGGAUUGAAGAGACAUAGAGAAGGCGGCGACCAAUCCGAUGGGUUCGAUUUCUUCAGCCAAUUCUUCGGCGGUGGGGGCGGAGGUGGACGGAGCUCUAAUUCCAAGAAAAACGCUAAGAAGAAAGGGCCGACCAUGGCUACUGAUAUGGAAGUCGAAUUGGAAGAUAUUUACAUUGGACGGUCGAUCGAUUUCGAAAUUAGUCGACGAGUAUUAUGUCCAGCCUGUAAAGGGAACGGGGCGCGAAAGGAGACAGAUAUUGUAGAAUGUGAGAAGUGUCAAGGGCAAGGAGUGCGGAUCAUCAGACACCAACUAGGCCCGGGGAUAUUCCAACAGAUGCAGAUGCAAUGUGAUGCAUGUAGCGGACGAGGCCAGACGAUCAAACACAAGUGCACACAAUGUCAUGGCGAACGGACGGUCGAAGAAGUCAACAGCUUGACACUCGAUAUCGAUCGCGGCUCUCCCGAUGGUCAUGAGGAAGUCUUCGAAGGAGAGGGCGAUGAAGGGCCUGGGUACUCCGCUGGCGACGUCCUCCUUAGAAUCAGAAUCAAAAAACAAUCCGAUGGCGGCUUUAGACGUCUUGAAGAAAACUUGUAUUGGAAGGAAGUCUUGAGUCUAGACGAGGCAUUACUAGGCUUCACAAGGAAAAUCAAACAUCUAGAUGGGCAUGAUUUAACAGUCAGUCGGCAAGCAGUAACUCAACCAGGAUUUGUGGAAGUGAUUGAAGGAGAAGGUAUGCCUAGACAUCAAGCCCUAGGAUACGGGAACCUAUUCAUAGAAUUUGCAGUGGUUUUUCCAAUGGAAGUUUCGGGCCCCUUUAGAGCCGGUCUUGAGAAAGUAUUUGAGCCGUAUAGGACACUCGGUGAUCUUGCAAAUGAAGAGAAGAUUGAAAAGGUCAAAUCAAAGGAUGAAGAUCAUCAGGAAUUGUAAUCCACUCUUUGCAUCUUUGAGCCUUUUUUUUGUGUGGAAUUGGAUUUAUCUACAUUGUGAUUAACUUCCCUUCUUUACAAACCUUUCCUCUUUGUUUUCUUGCAUGUAAUCAUUUUUCUUUUUCCUUUUUUGAGGUUUUCCUUUUUCUUUUUUUUUCUCAUACAACACAAUCCAAGACAAAACAAAAAAAUCAUUCAUAGAGAGGAUCUUGGUUUGGUCAAUAAUAAGGGC
Molecule: messenger RNA, 1626 nt
Organism: Puccinia graminis f. sp. tritici CRL 75-36-700-3
Lineage: Eukaryota; Fungi; Basidiomycota; Pucciniomycetes; Pucciniales; Pucciniaceae
Exons: 6
Coding region: 181-1395 (404 amino acids)
Biological process (GO): protein refolding; response to heat
Cellular component (GO): cytoplasm
Molecular function (GO): Hsp70 protein binding; ATP binding
Source: RefSeq, a predicted model, not a curated record